CUUGCCUUGAUCGGGGCUGGGGACGCGGCGAGCACCCGCGGCCUUCCUCGUCUGUUGUCCCACCCCUGCACCUGUCCCACCCCUGCACCUGUCCCACCCCUGCACCUGUCCCACCCCAACCUACUCUGGCUGAGUGUCUGACUGCCGCCCAAAUCGGUCUGCUCCGUUCCGUUUCGUUGCUGAUCUGCCGGUUUUUUCACGGGAUGGUCUCAGACUUCAAAAGGCCGUUUCACACGUUUUGUUAAAUUUGCAAGGAUAGGAUGAGCCAGGGUGACUCAAACCCAGCAGCAAUUCCACACGCAGCUGAGGAUGUCCAAGGCGAUGAUAGGUGGAUGUCACAGCAUAACCGAUUUGUCCUGGACUGCAAGGACAAGGAGCCUGACGUGCUGUUUGUGGGGGAUUCCAUGGUUCAGCUGCUACAGCAAUAUGAGAUAUGGCGUGAACUGUUUUCACCUUUACAUGCGCUGAAUUUUGGAAUUGGAGGGGACACAACGGGGCAUGUUCUGUGGAGACUGAAGAAUGGUGAACUGGAGAAUAUUAAACCCAAGGUCAUUGUUGUUUGGGUUGGAACAAACAAUCAUGAAAACACAGCAGAGGAAGUAGCUGGUGGAAUAGAGGCCAUUGUAAGGCUGAUAAAUACGCGGCAGCCCCAGGCCAAGAUUAUUGUGCUGGGCCUGCUGCCGCGUGGUGAGAAGCCAAACCUGCUGCGGCAGAAGAACAGCAAGGUGAACCAGCUCCUGAAGACCUCGCUGCCCAAACUCACCAACGUCCAGCUGCUGGACGUGGAUGGGGGCUUUGUGCACUCAGAUGGCACCAUUUCCUGCCACGACAUGUUUGAUUUUCUGCACCUAACGGGUGCUGGCUACGCCAAGAUCUGCAAACCCCUCCAUGAACUGAUCAUGCAGCUGCUGGAGGAGACCCCUGAAGAGAAGCAGGCGACUUUGGCCUGAUCCCAGCAGUGUUCGUGACACCCCCAACUCCAUCAGCGCCGUUCUUUUUAUUCUGGCACUACAGAAUCCUCCUUACUCAAAGUGCUUUCCAUUGUUGAAUGUUACUGGGUGUUGUGUUUAGCAUUGGAAAGGGGAAGGGAGCGGGGAGUGCGGGGUGGCCUGCCCUUGCAGCACAUGGGCCAGCUCACUUGGCCAGCCACCUGCUGCCUGGGGUGGCCUUAACUGCAGGACACGAUGGACUGAAGGAGGAUGAUACUUUCAAGUCAUUUCUCGUUUACAGUGUGAACGUUCCUCUCACCUGUCUGUUGCUCAUAUUCUGCUGUCACUCUACCAGUUCCUCCGCCGUAGCGUCCUGCCAGGCUUAUUUCAGUAGCCCCUAAAUGUCUGAGAUUAGCUGCACUCACAUUCCACUCCCUGAACUGAAAGUAACUGAACGUUGGAAUUGCUUGGAGAGUUUUUAUAUCUACUGGGGUUGGGUUUUUGUUUUAAGUGAUACUAGCUGCUUUCUGGCUUUGGCAACAACACAAAACAGGAUACAGCUACAGAAGACAACUUCAGGCAUGUGGAAAAUUAAUGCGUUAAAUGAGUGAACCCAUUAAACUUAGCCCAUUUUACUUCUGUCGCUUGAUGGAUGUCGCCCUGUUCAGGGUGCGUGUGCCCAAUUUUGCAUCCUGGAAGAACCAUUCUCUCUUCUUCUCCCGCACCCCCCGUGUGCUUUGGUACAACAUUCCCUGCUUUUAAGGCCCAGUGGCCUUUGGCGUCUGGUCCAUGGCCAGUCAUGUCCACCAAUAUGAAGCUGACAUUUCUUCCCUCUGUAGGGUAUCAUGCUGCAGAAUGCUGAGCGGAGGGGCUUAUGUUCUUUAAAAAAAAAGAAAGAGCAAAAAGUAAGUAACUGUUACUUCCUCCCCCCUUGAAAUAAUCCUUGCUCAUUUCCCUCUAACAAGGCCUGAAGGAGGUGAAACUUUACAAGGUCCAAGGUGUGUGUUUCUUUGUGGCUUCUAUCUUGUACAUGCAUUUUAUUUGUGCAAAUGAGGCCUCUGACAGUGAAGGACAGUUGAGCCGCAGCUGUUCACUCUUGAGCAGAAAGCAGGUCAUUUCCAGAGAUCUCAUAUGACUACAGCUUCCUAUAUAGAGACUACCAGGGAUAUAAAGCCUUAAUUCAUGACUGGUGAAGGGGAGAUUUCCCCUCAAAAAUUUCUGGGUUUGGGGGUCUGUUCUUAAACAUGUUUUUAAAAACAAAGAUGCUUCAUCUGUGGCUUGCUUUUACCUGAGGAAGUAAUUCAGCAAAGUCAGCUAUUACUACUUAGCAGUCGCUCGUAAGUCAAAUGUGUGUCCCCUCCCCCGCCAACAAAGUCUUGUGCAUGAGCCCUUCGUGGUUCUUUUUGUUGUAAAAAUGCUUUCUUCGUAGUCCUGGAGGGUUCUUGGGAGCAAGUUCACAUUCUGAACAUGCUACUUGAUGUCUUCCAAGUUAGCCUGUACCUAGCAUUCAUCCUUCCCUGUAGAUUUCCUCCAGUACAGGCAGGAGAAUCCAAAACGCACGAGAUUGCUACUUCACAAGAGAAUGGUUGGGACAACUCCUAUAGAGGAUCUCUGUCCUAAGGAGCAGUGUCAGCUGGAAUGCUGAAUUGGGGGUAGCUAUGGUUGCACCAGCCAUCCUCUCAAGAGGCCGCCUGGCCUGCUUACCCAGAGUGACAAACUUUUGUGGAAACGGUAACACUGACCUAACACUUAAUGAAAUACCUCUGUGGUGUUCCGUCCACGCUAGCGAAAUGGGCCAAACAUCCCUUCUAUAAGAGGCUCUGUUUUUCUCUCUCUUCAGAGGCGAGGCUAUCCCAGCUGUGAGAGGGAGUGCUAAGCAGGCCCAGUGUCGCUGUUACUUCACAAACCUAGCCCUGAACUAGCGGCUUCUCUUGUAUCUUGGGUCUCGGUUGCAUUUAGCCCUUUCCCUGGUGGGCUGCCCUGUUUCUGGCAAAAAAGGAGGCCAGAAUCCUGCCUGCCUGAUCUGUCACAAACAGGGACCGGGAAACACAGCUGCCCCACCGCACUCGGAGCUCUUGCCCUCUUUGCAAGGGCCAGUGUCGGGUAUCCGGCUCCUCUGUAUCCCCAAAUGAGAUCCUCAUCCUGGGAUGUGCUGGGAGAAACUUGUUGCUGUCGGCUGGCUCUUCUGCUGCCCGGUGCUCCUGGUAACCCAGGAAUGCCUCUGGCUCAUGUAACUGGCUGCUGCCUUCUCCCCUUCAGCUUUUAGGUGGGUUCUCUCUCUAAACUCAUUGCUGUUUACAGUUGUGUGCUGCAACUUGGAAUCUUGUCUGUCCUGUGGUGUAUGAACAUUGCCAAUUUUAUAUUUAUUGCAGCAAAGAAAAAGCAUGGAAGGUUAAGGAAUGUUGUCUUUCUCGUAAUGUAUGUGUGUGUGUGUGUGCGCACGCGUGUGGCUGUAACUGGGGGACCCUGAGCCCACAGGAGAGAACUGGGGGCUGGCAGCAUGCUUGCUCAAGAGUCUGGAACGUCCUUGGAGCCCUGCUGGGUAGUGACUUUUUGCUGCUGGGAGACAUGGGAGGGGCUGCUUCUCUCCCUUUUUACUGGUAGCGAACUGAACUUUCCACCCACCACCACCAAAAAGUGAUAAUGGCUUUGGCAAAAUGUCAUUGAUGACUGGUAGAGCUCACUGUUUAGUGCAUAUUUCAAUAUAAAUGUAUAUGUUUCACCAA
Molecule: messenger RNA, 3655 nt
Organism: Rhineura floridana
Lineage: Eukaryota; Metazoa; Chordata; Lepidosauria; Squamata; Rhineuridae
Gene: PAFAH1B2
Product: platelet activating factor acetylhydrolase 1b catalytic subunit 2
Exons: 6
Coding region: 261-950 (229 amino acids)
Source: RefSeq, a predicted model, not a curated record